Messenger RNA from Entelurus aequoreus (snake pipefish), 17186 nucleotides. It is a transcript of the gene kmt2cb, whose product is annotated as lysine (K)-specific methyltransferase 2Cb. The record is from RefSeq and is a predicted model, not a curated record. Gene Ontology annotation, molecular function: transcription coactivator activity; histone binding; histone H3K4 methyltransferase activity. NCBI's taxonomy places the organism in Eukaryota, Metazoa, Chordata, Actinopteri, Syngnathiformes, Syngnathidae. Gene Ontology annotation, biological process: positive regulation of transcription by RNA polymerase II. The transcript has 60 exons. Gene Ontology annotation, cellular component: MLL3/4 complex; nucleus. The coding region runs from base 760 to 15429 and encodes 4889 amino acids.
AGAUGAGGGUCGUGCUUCGGUGCCACUUAUCAUUAGCUAUGGCCACAGUUACGGACUGGACCGAGGCGCAAGCAUCAACUUAAUUUUUUUAACGAUAUUUUCGCCGUUUACUCUGCGUGGAGGUUAUGUUCGCUCGUUCAUGCGUGGCGAGGCGACUGUUACUGCGUGGCAGGGUGGCAGCAAGAGUCUCCUGGCUGGGUCCUGCAGCUUGUCGCAGCUGAAGAAAAUAGAACCAGUUGCCAACCAAGCCUUCGGCGGCGGCGGCACCCCCCUCUCCCUCGCUCUCUACCCGCAAGCCUUCGCCUGGUGCCUCGCUGUCAUGGAAUAGUGACUAACCUGCUUGGAUUUGUUCUUUCCCCGGAGGUGAAUGGUAAAACAUUGCUUGGGUGGCUAACAGCAACUAGCUGCAUUACCCCAACUCAUGCGACGACAGCUGUCAUUGGAGAAAGGAAAGUGAUCCCCCCCUUCUUCCUCCUCCUCGGUCCUCCCAAAUGCAAGGGAAGCGGGGUGCUUCUGUCGGAUUUACAACAGGCUUCACCCCCUCCAUCAAAUGGGCAAAGUUGGGAAUAAGCUCGCAGCGUUGGAGUACCAUGAUGCGUUUUUGAGAGCUGCGCUUUCACCGGAGAGAGGCUAGCUAGCUUGAUUAGCUCGCUAGCUAGCUAGCUAGCUAGCUGGUUGAUUAAAACAACCCUUGACGUUUCAUCCCCUCCAGUGUUCUGGACAUGAAGAGGAUCAUUCAUUACUCUUAGGGCUGGAAGAAUGUCAUCAGAGGAAAAGACUGUGGAACCCUCUGACCAGGGACCCUCCAGCUGUGCAGGGGCCACAUCCACAGGGAGUCCGGCUCAUGCCGACAAGCGACCACGUGGCAGGCCACGCAAGGAUGCUGCUGGUGCUGCUGCCUGCCUACUACAGGCGCAACCCUCAGCCUCCUCCAAGAACAGAAAAAAGGGUCGCACCAGAGGUAGGGCUAUCGUGGACGAGGAGGACAGCAUGGAUGGAACCGAGAUAACAGAGUCCAUUGGCCCUCUGGACACAGAAACAGAAAUCCAACCAGAAGAGACUGUGGAAGUGCUGACUAGUGAUGUGCCAGAAGAGGACACGCCCUCUCCUCCUCCUCCUCGUUCGGCCCACAGCCCUCCAGCCGACAACUUAGCGCGGCCGUCUGUCCCAGCAAGUAGAGGAGUCAAAAACAGUGACCAUCUUUGUGCCUUCUGUUACUGCGGGAGUCGAAGCCUGUUGGGUCAGGGGGAACUGCACGCGUUCAGCACCACACUGCCACUCAUCAGACGCAAAGAUGGAGACGACCCCACGAGCGAUCGUAGCGACGGCGAAUCAACCACUGAGCCAAACACGGCUGGAGUGACCACCUCAGGACAACGGGAAAUUACUAACGGGUCUGAAAAGGGCGAAGGAGAUCCAGACACGAGUCGAUUUUGGGAUGAGCUUUCUCAUGUCGGCCUUCCACACGAUCUUAACGUCCAGUCUCUCUUUGAGUCAGGGCAAUGCUGGGCACAUCAGAGUUGUGCCUCAUGGUCCGAAGGUGUUUGCGAGGGCGAGGGCGAGGGCGAGGGACAAUCUCUGCUUAAUGUGGACAGAGCCAUUGACUCAGGGAGCACAAAGCACUGUGCAUACUGUAAGCGCCUUGGAGCAUCCAUUAAGUGUUGUGCUGAAGGAUGUACUCAAUUCUACCAUUACCCCUGUGCGGGGGCAGCAGGGGCCUUUCAGGAUACCAGGAGUCUCUUGCUCCUCUGCCCAGAACACAUUGAUUUGGCCGUACAUAAAUUUGAUGACGACGUAAAUUGUGCGCUGUGCGACAGCCCAGGGGAUCUACUCGACCAACUGUUCUGCACCAGUUGUGGGCUGCAUUACCAUGGAAUGUGUCUGGAUAUGGCCGUGACCCCUCUGAGGAGGGCAGGGUGGCAGUGCCCUGAGUGCAAAGUCUGCCAGACGUGCAAGAACCCAGGAGAGGACACUAAAAUGCUUGUAUGUGACAUGUGUGACAAAGGCUACCAUACGUUCUGUCUGCAACCUGCAAUGGACGUGCUUCCCACAAAUGGCUGGAGAUGUAAGAACUGCAGAGUAUGCAUCCAGUGUGGAACUCGAACCAGUGGACUGUGGCACCACAACAGCUUGCUGUGUGAGAACUGUGUCCAAAACCAGGACCCCGCUCUGAGCUGCCCUGUGUGCGCCUGCAUCCUGGACCCUGAGCAUCAUAAAGACCUAGUCCACUGCCACACCUGUAAGAGAUGGCUACACCUCGAGUGUGAGCGUCACAACUCAGGCCAAGCAGAAAUCCACCCCAGAGAGGACUUUGUUUGUACCAACUGCAGGUCUCCCACUGCAGAGCAUGCGUCCCAAGCAGAGAAUAUGGACACUGGCCGAGAGCUUAGCCCUUCGCCAGUCUUGACGCACACAGACUCUGAGACUGGCCCACAGCUGCCUGAAAAGUACACGGACCAAGAACCUGGCAGUUGGAUGCCUCCUGAAAUGCACAAUGACCCCAAACCGGAAUUACUUGCUGCUCCGUUGCACUCGGAUCCAGAGCCUGUUGAGGAUACCGUCCAGGAAGAGAAGCUUUCCUCGUCAGCCCAAGAGCCUGAAAUCCAUCCAGCGCGAAGAACCCAGGUCAUAUUGGCGGACUGUUCCAUGGAUUCAGUGGUUCUAAGUCAGGAGUCUCGACUUCCUAUACAGACACAACUGAAACAGGAAAUCACUUUACAAACAAAGCCAGCAAAUACAGAGACCUCCUCCAAGCAGGGCAUGGUCACCCCCAGCACAAAGGAUUAUAAGGCCAUCAUCUCAACCACCAAAGAAUCAAGUACUUUAUCAGUUCCGCUCACGGACCAAUCAAUGGAAGUCUCACUGUCCCAGCCUCUGUGUCUGGAUGUAGCCAUGGCUUCUUUUUUGGAAAGUACUCCAAAAGACCUUAAGGACAGGAGGGGGGUCAGUUUUCAUCAGUCCUCAGUGCAGCUUGGCCGUGCGUCAGAGAACAAGCUACAUCUUUCAUUUCCCACCCUAUCCGUGGAGGAGAAACCACUCAAGACAACUGUAGAGCAGUUGGCAGAGAUGGUUAUAGCUCCUUGCCAUUCUUUUUCAGUGCCCCGAGGCAUAGCGUCUCGGGAAACACCUAUGACGUUUGGCGACCACGGCAUUUUAAUACCCACCACCACCCUAAUACCACUUACCCCGAAGAUUGGAAUGGGAAAGCCAGCCAUCACCAAGAGGAAGUUCUCUCCUGGGAGGCCACGAGUCAAACAGGGUGCAUGGAGCCCCCAUAGCAGUGUGAGUUCCACCUUGUCCUGGUCCCCAGACCAGCCAGACGGGUGGGAUGUCCCAAAGACCAGGCACUACCCUGGCAGCCCCGGCUGGAGCAUCAGAGUGGGUCGAGGCUCAGGCUUCCCGGGAAGGCGGAGGCCAAGAGGGGCCGGCUUGUCGGGUCGAGCUGGACGCGGCAGGGCCAGGGGCAAGAGUGGAGUUUGUCCGAGCAUCAUUAGCCCUGGGAUCACCACAAUAGAAACGCCGUACCCAAUCAAGGAGGAUGAGGAGAACGCCAUGCACAAUACAGUUGUCAUAUUUUCCAGCAAUGACAGUUUCACACUCAAGCAGGACAUGUGCGUGGUGUGUGGGAGUUUUGGCCUUGGUGCAGAAGGCCGCCUUUUAGCCUGUGCUCAGUGUGGCCAGUGCUAUCAUCCGUUUUGUGUAGGCAUAAAGAUCACCAAAGUGGUCCUCAGUAAAGGCUGGCGUUGUCUGGAGUGCACAGUGUGUGAGGCCUGCGGCCAGGCCACCGACCCUGGCCGCUUGCUGUUGUGUGACGACUGCGACAUCAGUUAUCACACCUACUGCCUGGACCCGCCUUUGCAGAACGUACCAAAAGACAGCUGGAAGUGCAAAUGGUGUGUGUCGUGUACGCAGUGUGGCGCCACCACUCCCGGUCUGAGGUGUGAGUGGCAGAAUAAUUACACCCAGUGUGCUCCCUGUGCCAGCCUGUCAGCAUGCCCUGUUUGCCAAGUCCUCUACAGUGAGGGUACCAUCAUUGUCCAGUGCAGACAAUGUGACAGGUGGUUUCAUGCUUCUUGUCAAGGUCUGCAUUCAGAGGAAGAUGUUGAGAGAGCUGCAGACAACUGCUUUGAUUGCACAAUGUGCCAAAACUUCAACACCACAAAAGUUGUGACUAAAAGCAGAGACACCAUUGAGCCGGCUGUCAUGACACAGAUUGUCACCAAAGCAAGAGAAAUGGAUCUGUCCAGGACCUACACACAGGAUGGUGUUUGUUUGACCGAGUCGGGACUUUGUCAGCUGCAGAGCCUGUCUGCCACCGCAUCGCGUCGCAGGAAACCCAAGCCCAAGCUAAAGCUAAAGAUCAUCAACCAGAACAGUGUGGCAGUCCUUCAGGCACCCUCAGACCUGCUCUCAGAGCAUUCUCGUGACGAGGACAUAGAAGACAACAGAGCGGAGACAGAGCUCCUAGAUUGCGAGGGGAAGUCUGACUCCAGCCCGGAGCGCGAGCCCGCAGAGGACGACUCCAAGGGGGUCGACAGCAGCAAGAAGAGGAAGAGGAAACCGUACCGGCCGGGCAUUGGUGGGUUCAUGGUCCGCCAGAGAAGCCGCCCAGGUCAAGGCCCAGGCAAGGCUAAACGAACCCUGUGCAGGAAGGAUUCAUCUGGCUCAGUGUCAGAAUGUCACCUUGGAAAAGAUGAGGGUGGGGCGUGGAACGAGACGCUCCCUAACACACCUAUAGAUGAGACGCCUCCUGGAGCAGAGGUUGCCGAAAAAAUCAAAAAGCGCUACCGGAAGAAGAAAACCAAACUGGAAGAAGCCUUUCCCACUUACCUACAGGAGGCGUUUUUUGGAAAGGACCUCCUGGACAAAAGCAAGCAGAGCAGGCAACAAGGGGUGGAGUCGGGCUUACUCGAAGAAGGGCAAAGCCAAGUUGAGAGGAAGCACCUUACCACCGGCUUCCUGGACUCAUCGUCAGACCCUCUGCUCAGUGCCCCUGCCGCAUCCCACCCUAACAGACCAGUUGUAGCACAGACUUCUGAGGAGCCAUUAGUUGAUCUAGCUGAUGUUUUCAAUACUGAUGCAGACAUCUUGGGAAUGCUCGGAAAGUCAAGCGGAGACUCUGGUCUUGAUUUUUGCCCCUUCCAGGUAGACAGCUCACCUCCUCCUUUUGCUGGUCUGGACAUGGGCCCCCUGACAGACUGUUCCUCAGUGACGCCUCAUUCUCAGGCUGGUCGUAGGACACCUCGAAGCCUUCCAGAAGAACCUUUGGAUGGCAUUCUCAGUCCAGAGUUGGACAAGAUGGUUACAGAUGAAUCAAUCCUCAGCAAACUUUACAAAAUCCCAGAACUAGAGGGAAAAGAUGUAGAGGAUCUUUUUACAGCAGUCCUUAGCCCGAGCACAAGUCAACCCCCACCGCCACAGUUGCCUCGCUCCCACGGUCCAGUGCCUCUUGCUACCACACCUGGCUCCAGCGUUCCUCAUCCCAACACAGGUAAUCCCAUGUUUCCCAGGAUGCCAUUGAUGAAUGGAAUCAUAGGACCAAGCCACCGUUUCCCUUCGAAUUCAGGAGCAGGGCCCUUAAUGCCGGAAAAUUUCGCCCCCCUCAACCGUAUGCCUUUUAGUGACAAUCCCAGGAAGUUUAAUCAAAUGCCUAGAGAAGCAGUUGGUCCAUGGCCGUCCCCUGCCCAUGGCCCUGGCCCCACACCCUCUGGCUCACUGCCCGAGGGGGAAACUGAAGCCAUGUCAAAUGCCCAACGUAGUACGCUUAAGUGGGAGAAGGAGGAGACGCUCGGGGAGCUUGCAACGGUAGCACCUGUCCUUUAUACCAACAUCAACUUCCCUAACCUCAAAGAGGAAUACCCAGACUGGUCCACCAGAGUAAAGCAAAUUGCAAAACUUUGGAGGAAAGCUAGUUCACAAGACAGGGCCCCAUAUGUGCAAAAGGCCAGAGAUAACCGAGCAGCCCUGCGCAUCAACAAAGUCCAGAUGUCGAAUGAGACAGUGAAGAGGCACCAUCCACAGCAUCCACAGCCCCCUGAGGUGUUUGAUCCCAACAUACCACUAGACACUGAACUGCUGUUUAAAGACCCUUUGAAACCAAAAGAGUCAGAGCAUGAACAAGAGUGGAAGUUUAGACAGCAAUUGAGGCAGAAAAGCAAACAGCAAGCAAAAAUUGAAGCUACUCAGAAACUGGAGCAAGUUAAGAACGAGCAACUGCAGCAGCAACAACAACAGAAUCAGCAGCACACCAACAUCCACGGUGAAGGAGAUGGCAACAACAGUGGGAACCAAAGCCCGGCCUCCCUGCCUAGCAAUGGAAGCACAUCCCCGAUACAGCAGCUGAAUGCUAAGGACAACUUUGCCAGGCCACAGUUACCAGGGACACCUACAUCAGGUCCUUCCGAUGAUGUGUUCUUACGACCACCUCCUCCUCCUCCAUCUGGCUCGUCAUCCCAACCUCAGUCCCCACAGGUUUUUUCACCAGGCUCUUCUGGCUCUAGACCAUCUUCUCCAUGGGACCCGUAUGGCAAGAUGGUAGGAACUCCAAGACCACCAACUCUGGGGCCAAAUGCCUGUCGAAGAAUGCCCAUAGAAUCUGGCAAAUCUCCCAACUCUUUGAUGGAACAGCAGGACCGAGGGAGGCCCUCUCCUGCCCAUGACAAUUUUGGCUCGCCAACAUCCAUGAGCAAUGAUCCUUAUUCUAAACCUCCUGACACGCCAAGGCCAUCUGGGGAAAUGGACCCUUUUCUGAAGCCCAUGGGGCCUCCGAGGUCCAGCCACGCUGCUCAGGGAAGACCCCCAAUGGGCUCGCCAGGCAGAGAUCCAUACUCUAGACCAAUGAUAAGAAACGAGGCCUAUCAACGCAUGGCCCAGAACAGGAUGAUAUUGUCCGACCCUUACUCAAGACCUUUACUGACACCAAUCCCUGGAAGCAAUGAGUCUGGCUCAGUACCCCUGUUCAAAACACCCAUGCCCCCACCACAGGCUCACGAUGCCUUAUACAGAGGAGGUCAGCAUCCUACAGACAGGUUUUCCCAGAAUCAACAAGCGGAUCCGUAUGCUCAGCCCACACAUACCCCUAGGACUUCUGGUAAUGACAACUUUACCAGUCCUCCUCGUAUGGGCCAACAUCACCCUCAAGCUCACUCAUUUGCCCAGCAAGGGCAAAUGUCUAGAAAUCCUUAUGCUCAUGCUCCUUCGACUCCGAGGCCAGACCAUUUCACAUAUGACCCAUUUGCUCAGCCUACAGGUAAUACUCGCUCUGUCAGUGAACCUGGUGCUCAACCGCGACCAUUCUUUGAGACAUAUGCCAGACCCCCUGGCACCCCACGUCCACAUGACAACUACAAUCCACCUUCAAACAUCCCAAGCCCAUCCUCUGACCCCUACUCGCAUGCUCUUGCCACCCCUCACCCCAGUGGGAUGAACCAGUUUUCUCAUCAGCCACACCCUGUCCAGAGGAUGUCACCUUCCCACUCUGUAGACCCUUAUUCUCAGCCACCUGGUACUCCACGACCCCCUGCAGUAGAGCGCUUUGCUAAGUCGCCAGGUAACCAGAGAGGACCUAUUGAGACAUUUACCGGUACACCUGGGCCAUCAAGACCAGGGAGUAGCGACAUGUUUUCCCAACCCGGAAACACCCGAUCAAUGAUGAAUGACCCCUACACCCAGGCGCCAGGAACACCACGUCCUGGACCAGAUGGGCUCAAUAGACAGGGGUUAAGACCUGGAUCUAUGGCAACUCAGGACCCCUUCUCUGCACCUCAAGGCAGGCUUCAGGAAACCUUUUCUCACUCUGGCUCACAAACACCCAAACAUCCUUGCAUACCGGAAGAUGGAUUUACACGGUCACCCUCCAGAAGACCUAGUCAAACACCUGGUCAUGACCCAUUUGAGCAAGCCCCUAUGACCCCUCGGCCACAGUCGGAGAAAAUGGAAAUUAAAGAUCAAUCAAGCCUGGGUAACAAUGCACUCCAAGACCCGAGUCAGCUUCCUAACAACCCCCAACUGCCUGCCAUAUCCUCUGAGGCUCAGGGUGUUGCCCUUGCUGAAAACGAGGAAAGGCUCAGACAGCGUCAACGAAUUCGAGAGCUCAUCUUGAAGCAGCAGCAACAAAGGAGUGCCAUUCGACAAGAGAGGUGCCCUCAGGAGCCUGUUGGCAACAUGGCUCCUGGAACACCAAGACCUUGGCCCCAGGAUGAUCAAGGGCAACAGGGGAACAUGUUUAACAGACCUCCACCACCUUACCCCGGACAAGGACCCAUAAGAGGGCCAAUGAGAUGUCCUGGACCUUUUCAAGCUGAUCCACGUGUUCCAUUCACGAAUGAAGGACAAAUGCUUAGGGGCCCACACCCUGGAGAUCCUAAUUUUAGACAUCAGGGACCAAGGUUUUCAUUUCCAGCUGGCGCUCUAGGACCUCAUCCACCCCAAGAAAUGUUUCCUCGUAGACAACAUCCAUUGCAGGAUGUUCCGCCUCAGAUGAGACGUUCCAUGUCUGACGAAAUGGCAAAGUCGAUUGGUGGUAAUCCAAUGGCAGUUCACCAGCAUUUUCCGCCACGCGGUAUGCCAGUUCAGCAGCAUAACAUCAUGGGCCAGCCCUUCAUUGAGCUUCGACACAGAGCAGCAGAAAACAGACCACGCAUGGCAUUCCCCAACAUGGAUCCCAACAUGCAUGCUCAAAGACCUACUGGCUUUCCAGGCACGCUCGACAACAGGUUUCCAUUAAUGCAGGGGCCCAGGAUGGUCGACCCAAUGACCAACCAGAGUGGCCACAUGCACUUUUCAACCAGCAUGGACAAUCUUCAUCAGCAAGCCCAAAUGUCAGAAAAUAUUCAGCUUAAACAGUCUCAUUUGAUGAGAUCCAUGAGCCAGCCUUCUCCAAAUGAGACCCAAAACAUAUCUACAUCCAUUAUCCUUUCUGCUCCCCCUGCUGGCCAGAAUGAGACUGUCUCAGUAGCCACAAGCGAAACUGGAGAGGAGAAACUGGAUGCCGAGGAAUCGGCAGUGAAAGACCUCGAAGAUGUAGAGGUGAAGGACUUGGUAGAUUCUGACUUGGAAAACCUUAAUUUAGAUCCUGAAGAUGGCAAAGAUCUGGAUCUUGAGACAAAUGACCUACACCUUGAUGACUUUUUGACAUCUGGGAAAUUUGACAUCAUUGCUUACACGGAUCCUGAUCUUGACGACAUUAAAAAAGACAUGUUUAAUGAAGAACUAGAUCUGAGUGAUCCUAUGGAUGAUAGUGCUGACACUGCAGAGAUGAACAAAAGUCUGGAUCCCAGUAAUACUGAAGCUUCAUCCAGUUCAGCAACCAUAUUGGAAAAAGCAGAUGUUACUGAUGAAAAACCGGCAGAAAUCAAACAUGACACUGCUGAGAGUCAGGAAUCUGUGGCUUUGGAAAUAAAAACAGAGGUCAAGGACUGUCAGAAAUCCCCAGAAGUCACUGGAACAAACCAAUCAAACCAACAAGGAGCCCUGUCUGACUCCACCCCUGUCCUCUCCAGUCUACUCAUUAAGCAGCAGCCUGAAGAGCAGCCAUUAAACCCAAUAGUUGAAUCUGUCACUCAAGGCACGAACACCCUGCCCAAGCAGAACCAAGUCACUGACAGUGAGCAUACACCAGUCCUUUCAGUGAGUCAAGCAAUGCCCGGCGGCACCGCUGCCGGAGAGUCGUCCAUGACAGCGUUUGACGCGGACCAACAAGUGGGGCUUGUCUCAGGAGUGGAUCAGCAGGUUUUAAACCAGGUCUUGGGUCAGAACAGCCAACACCGUCCUCUUCUGCUGGAGGAACAACCUCUGCUGUUGCAGGACCUCUUGGACCAGGAGAGGCAAGAGCAGCAGCAGCAGAGACAAAUGCAAGCCAUGAUACGACAGCGCUCCACUGACUCUUUCUUUCCUAACAUAGACUUUGAUGCCAUCACUGACCCAAUCAUGAAAGCCAAGAUGGUUGCCCUUAAAGGCAUCAACAAAGUCAUGGUUCAGAACAACAUCGGAAUGUCUCCAAUAGUUAUGAACAGGUUUCCACCUGGUCCUGUAGCACCUUGUCCUGAAAGCACACCACUUCCCCCACAAGUUUUAGGACAGGAUGGCAAAUUAACACAAGUAACACGACCAAAUCCUCCCAAUUUUGGUCCUGGAUUUGUUAACAACGCUCAAAGGGCACAGUAUGAAGAGUGGCUGCAGGAAACUCAGCAACUACUUCAAAUGCAGCAGAAGUUUCUGGAGGAGAAGAUCGGAGCUCACAGGAAGUCAAAGAAAGCUUUGUCUGCCAAGCAAAGAACAGCAAAGAAGGCAGGGAGAGAGUUCCCAGAGGAGGAUGCAGAGCAGCUCAAGCAUGUCACAGAGCAACAGGGUGUUGUGCAGAAAGAACUGGAACAGAUCCGAAAACAACAGAAGGAGCAUGCUGAACUCAUAGAAGAAUACCGGAUGAAACAGCAACAAAACAACAUGACACCCUUAAUUCCUGGGAUGCAUCCAGCGCCGGGUCCUGCUGGCAUGGUUCCCAGUGGGCCGCCAAUAGUCCAGCCUCAGGUGAACCCCAUUAUGCAAAUGCCACUUCAUACUGGCCCGCCAAACGCUGCUCCAAGAAUGCCCAACCCGCCACCACCGGGCUGGCACCCUGGGGCUCCCAUUCCCAUGGGCGGACCUGGAAUGCCACCUAUAAUGCCCCCUCAAGUGCACGUGGGACAUCCAGCACAGCCUCAUCAGAUGCCAAUGGGUAACGUGCUUCAGCACUCCCAAAUGCCAGUGGAGCCACAAGUGCCACCAGCACCUCAAGGGUCUGUCAAACCCAUGCAAGCAGGCGGUGUGAAGUUUGAUGACAACAAUCCAUUCAGCGAGGGUUUCCAGGAGCGGGAAAGGCGUGAGAGGCUCAGGGAACAGCAGGAGAGACAGCGGGUGCAGCUCAUGCAGGAGGUUGAACGGCAGAGAGCCCUCAAACACCGCAUGGAAAUGGAGCAGCAAGGUAUGAUGGGUCCAGAUGGGAACAUGGCGCCGCUCUCUCAGAUGCCGUUCUUUAACUCGGAGCUACCGCCGGACUUCAUACAGCCCCAGAGGCCUCUUGUACAGCAGCAGCAACAGCUUGGACCGAUGUUCCCUCAGCCGCAGGCCAUGGGCUCAUCAACUGGGGUCUUUAUGCAAGGUGAAAGGAGGCCUACGAUGGGAAAUGGGAUAAUGCCUCCAGAAAUGGGGCCUGAUCAUCUCGGGCUACAAGCAUCUAACUUUCCACAGGGUCAGCCCAGGCCUCGUCCGUUUAGUGGACCAGGCAUGAUGCUUCAGAUGCCAGGCGAAUGCCCACCAUUUGGGGGCGACCAAGCUACACCUCUUCCGUCUAACUUUCCUGGCUCAGGCCAAUCUUUAAUCCAGCUGUACUCCAACAUCAUCCCAGAUGAGAAAGGGAAAAAGAAGAGAAACCGCAAAAAGAAGAAGGACGACGAUACAGAUUCUGUCAAAACGCCUUCGACUCCUCACUCGGAUCUCACUGCCCCACUCACGCCGAGCAUCUCAGACACCUCGUCAACGCCAACCAGGAACCCCCAUCUCUUUGGAGACCAAGACCUGUCAAGAUCACCCCUUGGGUGUUCUACUCCAAGUAAUUCUGAGCUAGAGAGACAACUUUCUGGAGGGCAUUCUGGACAAAGUGGACUUGCCCUGGAUGCAGCGAGAGCUCAGGCUCAGGAGCACGACAGGAUUCUCAGCAACAUCAAGCUGGAGCAGACUGACGCCAGUGAGUGUCACGGCUCAAGAGAAGGGCCUGUCAGUUCAGAGAUGAGCUCUGUGAAGGAGGAAGGCAGCAAAGGGAGCAUGUCUCCUUUCCCUUUAGGUCAAAUACCAAACAAGGGUGAAGCUGGCAAUGAACUACUGAAACACCUUCUGAAGAACAAGAGUACCACUCCACCAAGGUUCUCCCAGCAGCAGUCAGAGGAGAGCCUGCGAUCAGAGGAGGAGGAACCUGCUGACUGCAAAGCCCUGCUCAGGCAAAGCUCUGUGGACAGCAAUGGGGCGUAUUCUGAUGGCACACUAGACAUUCAAGGGCCUCUAAUGCACGAGCAGGAGAAGAAAAAAGGCAGGAAUAAAAGAACCCCAAAAGGAGGAGAGAAACCUCCAUCUCGCUACAAGAAAAGGAAGAAGGAAGGUGAUGAGAGGCAACUGGUGCACCCUGACACCGUCAUGACCCAAAUCAAACAGCAACUCUCUUUGCUCCCCCUCAUGGAGCCCCUUAUUGGUGUCAACUUUGCCCACUUUGCUCCCUACGGAAGCGGCCAGCUCAACGGCGAGAACCUCCUAUCUGGUACUUUUGGCAGUGCCUCGCUGGAUGGAGUGUCUGACUAUUACUCGCAGCUGGCCUACAAGCAGAGUAACCUGAGUAAUCCACCAACCCCUCCGGCAUCGCUGCCUCCCACGCCACCACCUGUGAAUAGGCAGAAAAUUAUCAAUGGUUUUGCCACAACAGAAGAGUUGGCUAGCAAAGCAGCUGCCAUGGUGUCAAAAAGCCUUGUACCAAAGCCGUUGCAUGUCCCGUUUAGGACUGAAGAAGAUCUACUAGCCCGGGCCAUUGCCCAGGGACCCAAAACAGUGGAUGUCCCCGCCUCCCUUCCUACCCCUCCACACAACAACCAGGAGGAGCUAAGUAACCGAGGACAGGAGCUUUGCAAAGAAAGGGACACACCUGACAGUUUUGUUCCAUCCUCAUCCCCCGAGAGCGUGGUUGGCAUGGAAAUCAGUCGUUAUCCAGACCUGUCACUGGUGAAGCAAGAGCCGCCUUCCCCCUGCCUCUCCCCUGUUCUCCCCAUGCUCCCUGCGCCGGAUGGCAAAGCAUCAGAGGUCAAAUUGCGGGAGAUAAAGACGGAAAUUUCAGGAACAUUCUUUGGAUCCCCUUUUGGCCCCAUGUCUAAUGAUGCUAAACCAGGGCUGGUUUCUGUAGCCAUCACGUUGAGGCCGGCUGCAGCAGAGAACAUCACUGGUGUGGUGGCAGCCAUUUCCGAGCUGCUGUGUGUCAAGAUUCCUAGCAGCUACGAGGUCAGUAGCACCCCAGACCGGGGGCCCAUCCCAAUGCUAGCUUGCCCUCGGCUGGACAUUCGCCCUCCCAUGCCUUUUUAUGGACAAGGAGACAAUGGAGGCCUUCAUGGUCGGCCUGGACAGAUGAUCAGGCCCAGUGCUCCACAGGGAAUGAUGCAACAGCACUCGCAUCAUUUUCGCUUCCAUCCCAACAGUCCAGGCUCUGCUGUGGCUCGAGGACCCGACCGGCGAACUCCUGGCAGCCCUGGAUGUAAACCUCAGUGGUGCCGCAACUGUAAAGUUGUUGUUCUGGGCAAUGGAGUGCUGAAAUCCCUCAAAGAUCUCCCGUCUCAAAUGAAGGAACCUGAAGGCCGUUUCAAAGAUGAACUGGUCUUCUGCAGUCAGAACUGCUUCCUACUCUACUGCUCCUCGUCACCAGUGCGGUCCAGAUUUUCCACAGAAUCAAAGGAAUCACUGAGCCUUCUCUCGGCCUCAGAUCAGACGGAGGGCUUUUCUAAAGCCCAGCACCAGUACAACAACAACAUGUCCUCAAUGGAUGUUCAUUGUCUAGCCCAGCUUGAGCCCAAACACUCUCCCCCAUCCACCUCUCCAAUCCGCUUCCCCAUGGCUGGUGAGACACCUAAGAUGGAAACAAAGUCUGACGCCAUCAAAGUGACCGUAAAGCUAAAAGCCCGGCCAAGAUCCCACGAGAGCUGGCACCAGGUAAAGAGACAAAAGGGUCUUCGUUGGAGGAAGUGGACUGUCCAGAUUGUGAUGCCAAGAGGAAACUCUCAGCUCCCAGAUGAAGAUAAGAUUGAUGACCUCUUGAAGAAACUUGGUGCCUCCUUAAGGCCCCCUGCAUCAUUGCGGGAUCACCGGCGAUGUUGUUUCUGCCACCAGUUUGGAGACGGAAUGACCGAUGGUCCUGCUCGGUUGCUUAAUCUUGACCUGGAUGCUUGGGUGCAUCUCAACUGUGCCCUGUGGUCCACAGAGGUGUACGAGACACAAGCCGGCGCCCUCAUCAACGUGGAGCUCGCCCUCCGUCGUGGCCAAACGGUGCGCUGUGUCUACUGCCAGCAGAUUGGCGCCACAAGCGGCUGCCAUCGCUUGCGCUGUACCAACGUCUACCAUUUCACGUGUGCCCUGCAAGCUCACUGCACCUUCUUCAAAGACAAGACUAUGCUAUGUCAUGCACACAGGCCGCGUGGCACAGCUGGGCUUGCGCUGGAGCACGAGCUACGCUGCUUCGCCGUCUUUCGCCGCGUCUACGUCCAGAGAGAUGAAGUGCGUCAGAUGGCCACAGCUGUGCAGCAGCCUGAGUUGGGCUACACCUUGAGAAUAGGGAGCCUUGUGCUUCAUGCCAUCGGCCAACUCAUCCCCGUACAAAUGGCAGCCUUCCACUCCUCAACCGCCAUCUUUCCAGUCGGCUAUGAGGCUUGUCGUAUUUACUGGAGCAUGCGCCAUGGCAAUCGCCGUUGCCGAUAUGUCUGCGCUGUCGAGGAAAAAGAAGGACAACCAGAGUUUACCAUCAGAGUUAUUGAACAGGGCUAUCAAGAUCUGGUCCUGACUGACUCAUCUGCAAAGGGAGUGUGGGAUAAGGUUCUUGGUCCUGUUGCUGAAAGAAGGAAUGAAUCAGGAACACUGAAGCUCUUCCCAGUGUACCUUAAAGGAGAGGACCUGUUUGGGUUAACAGCAUCAGCUGUUGUCAGGAUCACUGAAUCGCUCCCUGGAGUGGAGGCUUGUGACAGGUACUCAUUCCGUUAUGGACGCAACCAUCUAGUGGCACUGCCUCUCGUGUUUAAUCCGGCCGGCAGUGCCAGGGCCCAGCCUAGAACCAUUUCUUCUCGCACCUCACUGGUCAUCAGGCCGCAGCCUCAAGCUGUUUCUGGAGGCAGCGCCAGGUCUAACCAGAAUGUGGCUCAGGGAGAAGGCGGCGCCCCCCACAACAAGCCUCCGGUAGUGCACCCGAGAUCGUCUCAGUAUCGGUGGAUGAAGAGCGAAUGGCGAGCCAACGUCUAUCUGGCUCGCUCCCGCAUUCAAGGUCUAGGUCUGUUUGCUGCUCGAGACAUGGAGAAACAAACAAUGGUGAUUGAGUACACUGGAACCGUUCUCCGAAACGAGGUUGCCAUCAGGAAGGAUAAGGCCUAUAGAUCUCAGAAUCGAGCGGUGUUCAUGUUCCGCAUCGACAGCGAGCACAUUGUCGAUGCAACUAGAACAGGAGGGCUCGCAAGGUACAUCAAUCACUCUUGUGCCCCAAACUGCGUCGCUGAGGUGGUAACGUUUGAAAGGGGUUACAAAAUCAUCAUCAGCUGCAUUCGACGUGUUGAAAAAGGAGAGGAGUUGUUUUUCGACCACCAUUUCGACCCCGUCUGCGGGGGCGGGCACAAGGUCGCCUGCCACUGCGGAGCGCCGGAAUGCCGGAAAUGGAUCAACUGAAGGAAAAAACGGAGGAGGCUGACAAACCCUAAACGCAUUCCCCUGCUUCCAGUGUUUGGAUGUGACCGACUUCACACGGAAGAGGUUUUGGCUCAUUAGUGGUACACAGUAGCAGGACGCGACUUGUGCCAUAUGUGGGAGUGAGGCUGUAAUAAGCCCCGCCUCUUUGCUCUACCUGUAAGUGUGUGUCUGGUGUGGACUUCACCAACGAAUGAGAAAGCACUGUGUGGGGUGCGGCCUUAUUGCUUACUAAGGGCAGGCCCUUUGUGUGUGUGUGUGUGUGCGUGUGUGUGUGUGUGCGCCUGCGUGUCAUAAUGUACGACUAAAUGUAGACAUCACUGAAUGAGGAAUGUACAGCAAUGAAUACUGCGAAGGGAAUAUUAACUUGCACUAAAAAAACAAAAAUGAAAAACCGACAAAAAAAACCCACACAGACACACAAAAAACGUAAAAAAUACUUGAUUCCAUGAGUCAGUUUUAUCAUUGUCAUGUGACGUGUGUGGAGAGGUUUUGUAUUUAUUACUGCGUGAAUGGAUUUUAUUCUUCAAACCACGAGCUGAAGAAGGCGAGAUCACUGACAACAGAAGACAUGCUGUUACCUUUUUUUGUAUAAAAUGUACAUAAAGAAAAGUAUAGGAAUAACCGACCAAAUACUACCUUAACCUUCUCGAUGUUGGGUGUUACAUUUGUUCUCCCCCUCCCCCGUUCUGUUCGUCAUUGAAAUUUAUUUAAGAUGGAGCGUUAUUUCUGUUUUUGAGAGUAUAUAUUAUGAUUAUUCUGUACAGAAUUUGUAAUAUAACCACAAUAAUUCACAAAGUAUUUUUGUUGUAAGAGUAAGGUAUUGUAGCUGUAGUGUUUUUGUGACUCACACGUCCUUUAACCACUCGCCGAGAGAAGACUAUUUUUGUUGACUAACCUAACCAAUGAUCGAUUACCGAAUCCGAGAAGGAACUCGUCAAGUAAGUGUGCUGUUAAUCAGGUUUGAUUUUAAACAACUGUGAAUGAAGUUUUAAACACCCCCUAAAAAACUACUUUUUAACACAAAUAGGAGCACCGACGUAUAUUAGCUGUUGUUUUAAUGUUGCUUUUAAACAGCGUCUAAUCAUGAUGAGUUAGACAGGUGUGUGUGUGUGUGUGUGUGUGUGUGUGUGUGUGUGUGUGUGUGUGUGUGUGUGUGUGUGUGUGUGUGUGUGUGUGUGUGUGUGUGUGUGUGUGUGUGUGUGUGUGUGUGUGUGUGUGUGUGUGUGUGUCAGAAAGAAUCACGGGGGAAUUUUUACAUCCGUCGCUCGUCUUUCUCUUUGGAUAAAAAACAUGUCUUUAUCCAGAACUAUUUCUUAUACGGACACGUCACAAGUCACAUGCGUAGAAACGGAAGAGUUUUUUGCGUGCACAAUUUGAAGUCGACUGUAAAAAAAAAACAAUUUUGGAGACAGUCUUAGAACUUGUAAUGUAUAUGGCAUGUAUUUUUUUAACUUUCCGAAGGCUCAAUUGUAUAUAUUUUCUCAAUGAAUGGUUGUAACAAAAUUGUUUCUUGACUAUUUUUCUUCUCUUGUAUAUGACAUCAUCCUGCCAGUGUGUUUGUGCUACAUUUCCUUGGUCGUGUAAAGUAGUCCCGUUUUGUUUAUUUUUCUUUUCUUUUCCCCUCCCUUUUUUUCUGUUUUUUGAAAAUGCCUUUUGAAGUGUACAGAGUAUGGGGUUUGGAGUUUGUGGAAUUGAAUUUAGAAACAUUUACAAAAAUAAACUAUUUUACAUGUUAA